Messenger RNA from Erigeron canadensis, 656 nucleotides. Its product is annotated as root allergen protein-like. Gene Ontology annotation, molecular function: signaling receptor activity; abscisic acid binding; protein phosphatase inhibitor activity. The coding region runs from base 1 to 477 and encodes 158 amino acids. Gene Ontology annotation, biological process: defense response; abscisic acid-activated signaling pathway. Gene Ontology annotation, cellular component: cytoplasm; nucleus. NCBI's taxonomy places the organism in Eukaryota, Viridiplantae, Streptophyta, Magnoliopsida, Asterales, Asteraceae. The record is from RefSeq and is a predicted model, not a curated record. The transcript is spliced from 2 exons.
AUGUCUGUUGUUACUUCAGAGUUUGAGAUCCAUUCUUCCCUCCCAGCUUCCAAACUUUUCAAGGCCUAUGAUGACUUUGACAAUGUUGCACCAAAGGUCGACCCCGGAACAUACAAAUCCCUAGUGACCGUCCAAGGUGAUGGAGGCGUCGGAACCAUUAAGGACGUCUUCUUUGGCGAUGCCAUGCCAUUCAAGAGUGGAAAAUCAAAGCUUGAUGUUGUUGAUAAAGAAAACUAUUGCAUCAGUUACACGGUCUUUGAAGGAGACGCCUUGAUGGGCAUACUAGACUCAACAACUCAUCACAUGAAAUUUACACCUUCGGCUGAUGGAGGGUGCGUUUACAAGCAGACUGUCGAGUAUCACUGCAAAGGAGACACUCACCUUACCGAGGAAUACCUUAACGUCGCAAAAGAAGCAUUGAAGAAAACAUUCAAGGCAAUCGAGGGGCAUCUCCAUGCCAAUCCUCAUGCUUACUGAUCGCCUUGGAUCAAUUGAUCAUGUGUUCUUCACUCAUCAAAAUUUACAUAAGCGGACUUUUGUCCGGUUAUAAUGUAUUUCUAUAAUAUAUGUGUACUUGUUUUGUGUGCUACAAUACAUUUGUACGAGAGUUAUAGUGUGAUUAAAGAUAUGUUGAAGAAAAAAUUAAUCUUGCAAAC